AUGCAGGUUCCUCUGUUUCGUCUACAAUGCGGUGUCAACUCGUACGCCUGGGGCAAAAAGGGCGACGACUCUGCCGCUGCUCGAUUCGCUGCUGCUACGCCGUCUGAUGAUCUCAAGAUCGAGUCUGAUACCCCAUACGCCGAGCUGUGGAUGGGAACGCACCCCUCCAACCCCUCCCGAGACCUCAACACCGGCCGAACCCUCCUAGAACUCUGCGAAGACAACCAGGCGCUUCUAUCCCAGACUAUUUCUUCACACUACGGCAACAAGCUCCCCUUUCUCUUCAAGGUUCUCUCGAUAGCAAAGGCGUUGUCUAUUCAGGCCCACCCCAACAAGAAGCUCGCCGAACAGCUCCACGCCCGCGAUCCAAAGAACUACCCCGAUGACAACCACAAGCCCGAGAUGGCCAUCGCCAUCACACCCUUCGAAGGUCUUUGCGGUUUCCGACCCCUCACUGAGAUUGUGCACUUCCUCGACACUGUACCUGCGCUGCGAGCGCUCGUAGGCGAUGAGGCUGCAAAGGAGUUUGCGCAGGUCGCCAAAGAUGGCGAGGAGGGUGUUACAGACGAGAAGAAGAAGUUGCUGAAGAAGGUUUUUGGAGCGCUCAUGUCUUCUUCGGCUGAGGAUAUCGCUGAGCAGAUGCCCAAGCUGGCUGAGCAAGCAGAGAAGGAGGGUGCUGAUUUCGCUGGUGGUGGUGUUGCUGCUACUUCUGGCGAGAAGCUCGCUGAGCUCGUCAAGCGAACAUAUGGCGAGUUUGGUGACGAUAUUGGUUGCUUUGUGCUCUUCUUCCUCAACUUUGUAACACUUGAGCCCGGCGAGGCCUUGUUCCUGGUCGCCGACGACAUCCACGCCUACAUUUCCGGCGACAUCAUGGAGUGCAUGGCUGCAUCGGACAAUGUUGUCCGCGCCGGCUUCACACCCAAGUUCAAGGACGUGUCUACUCUUGUCGACAUGCUAACCUACAACUUUGCUCCCAUCGAGGAACAAAAGAUGACACCCACAGACUACCCCUACGCAACACUCAACCGCACAAGCUACAGCUCCGGCUCAGCAGUUGUUCUAUACGAUCCCCCGAUCGAGGAAUUCAGCGUCGUGCGCAGCGUUCUCCGCGGCGAUGGUGCCAAGGCCACAUUUGAUCCUCUCGAGGGUCCCAGCAUUGUCAUCUGCACAGGCGGUCGGGGCAAGAUUUCUGUUGGACCUACGAGCGCUGAGAUGAAAGAGGGGUAUGUGUACUUUGUGGGAUCGACUGCUGAGGUUGUGCUCGAGUCUGAGGGUGGUGAGGAUGAUGAGUUUACGACGUUCAAGGCGUUUUGCGAGAUUGAUGAUUCGGAGAAGCAAAAGCUUUAG
This is a messenger RNA of Fusarium venenatum, 1347 nucleotides long. RefSeq names its product mannose-6-phosphate isomerase. Gene Ontology annotation, molecular function: zinc ion binding; mannose-6-phosphate isomerase activity. Gene Ontology annotation, cellular component: cytosol. The record is from RefSeq and is a predicted model, not a curated record. Gene Ontology annotation, biological process: GDP-mannose biosynthetic process; carbohydrate metabolic process. Lineage: Eukaryota; Fungi; Ascomycota; Sordariomycetes; Hypocreales; Nectriaceae.